AUGUCUACUGAAGUAGCCCGCCGGUGGUAUCACUGGUUCUCACCUAGUGAUACCCCCGAAGAGCGCAAGUUGAUCCUCAAACUGGACAUUCUCAUAGUCCCGUAUGCGUUCGUGCUCUACUGGGUCAAGUACAUGGACCAGACGAACAUCAACAAUGCGUACGUUUCGGGCAUGGCAGAUGAGCUGGGCUUCCACGGGAACGAGUUGGUCCAGUUCCAGACCAUAUUCGUGGUAGGCAACGUGGUUGGCCUUCUACCAUUCAUCUACCUCUUCCCCCGCGUCCCGAUGCACAUUCUCGUGCCAACUCUAGAUCUCGGAUGGGGCCUGUUCACCCUUUUGCAAUAUCGCGCGCAGAGUUAUGCCGAAAUCAUGGCCUACCGUUUCAUGGUCUCCCUGUUUGAGGCAUCUUACUUCCCGGGGGUCCACUUCGUCCUCGGGUCAUGGUACAGAAGUGAUGAGAUUGGCCGUCGCGGGGGCACAUUCUACAUCGGUCUCACCCUCGGCACCCUCACGGCGUCCCUCCUCCAAGCCGCGGCGACGACGUACCUCGAUGGCGUCCAUGGCCUGCCCGGCUGGCGCUGGCUCUUCAUCAUCAACGCCAUCAUCACCCUGCCGCUCGCGUUCAUCGGCUACUUCAUCUGGCCCGGGACGCCAGCGAAGCCAAACAGGCUGGUGAUGAAGAAGUCGGACCUGGAAAUCGCGCGCUCGCGUCUCGAGAAGGCCGGCAGCUCGGUCAAGAGCACACCAUUCUCGCUCAACCUGCUCAGACGCGUCUUCACGAACUGGCGGUUCUACCUGCUGGUGCUGUGGGACGUCUUCUUCUUCAACACCAGUUCCAACAGCGCCGCGUUCCUGCUGUGGAUCAAGAGUCUAGGGAGAUAUAGCACGGCGGAGAUGAACAACCUGAACGCUCUCAGCCCGGGUCUGGGCAUAUUCUUCGUGCUGUUCAUUAAUUUUAGCGCCGACUUAUGGAUCGGUAGACCGGCGGCCAUCACGCUUGCCUCGGCCGUCAACUUUACGGGACUCGUGAUCCUGGCCGUCUGGAACGUGCCUGAAGCGGCGAAGUGGUUCGCGUUCAGCACGUCGUAUUCCGCUGUGGCGGUGUCGUCGGUGUUGUACGGCUGGGCGAACGUCAUUCUGCGGAACAACAUUGAGGAGCGGGCUCUGACCCUCAUUCUGAUGACGGCUAUUGCUACGUCGACGAACGCGUGGAUUCCGCUGUUUGUGUAUCCGACCGUGGAGGCCCCAAGGUUUCCAAAGGGUUAUGUUUACUCUGCCGUCAUGGUUGUGUGUUUGGUUAUUACGACGCAGAUUGUUCGGGUGUUGUUGGGAACACAAGGGGAGAAACGCCAGCCCAAGUCCCAGGACUUGUCUGCCGCGGGUGACGGUACCACAGACUCUGUCGAGGAGCAUUCUUCGUCUGUCGGUUACGGGGUGCCAGAACAAAAGACGCCAGUUUCACGUGUUGACGUCGUCUGA
Molecule: messenger RNA, 1479 nt
Organism: Colletotrichum truncatum
Lineage: Eukaryota; Fungi; Ascomycota; Sordariomycetes; Glomerellales; Glomerellaceae
Product: major facilitator superfamily transporter
Biological process (GO): transmembrane transport
Cellular component (GO): membrane
Molecular function (GO): transmembrane transporter activity
Source: RefSeq, a predicted model, not a curated record